This is a messenger RNA of Rhagoletis pomonella (apple maggot), 2801 nucleotides long. RefSeq lists its product as uncharacterized. The transcript is spliced from 2 exons. The record is from RefSeq and is a predicted model, not a curated record. The coding region runs from base 55 to 2694 and encodes 879 amino acids. Gene Ontology annotation, biological process: DNA integration; proteolysis. Gene Ontology annotation, molecular function: zinc ion binding; nucleic acid binding; aspartic-type endopeptidase activity. NCBI's taxonomy places the organism in Eukaryota, Metazoa, Arthropoda, Insecta, Diptera, Tephritidae.
CGGACUCUGGAUCGGCUGAGUUCACCUCAGCCUUUGACAAAACCCACCUCAUAAAUGGCGCCCGAGCAGGGACCCAGCUCUGCAGGCGCAUGUGCAAAAAACUUAACAAGCACCAACACUGCGGAAGCGGGCUCGCCGAACACACCACAACCAACAGAUGACACACGCGCCAGGGAGAGUAACACCAAUACACUGAACGUCGACUCCCUCAGCUGGAUAUAUCUGCUAAAGAAGGAGAAGUUAAUAGAGGAGUGCAAGCGGCAUCGAAUUUUCGUAGAGGGAUAUACAGCCGCCGACCUGCGCAACGCGCUUAGCGCAUAUGUAAAAGCGAAGCGACAUCGCAAAUCAACAGAGGAUUUAUUAAGAGAUUUGGAAGAGGAGAUUAAAGCAGAAGAGGAGAGACCAGUAAAAAUGCAGCCCAGCACCAUGCCCACCGUCCGGAUCGACAACUAUAGUCCACCGCCACUGGAGAUGAAGCCUGCAACAAAGCGUGGCGAGAUCAGCGACGCCGAGCUAAUGAAUACCGUUCGCCGAUGGGACGUACAUUUUUCGGGAGGCGACGCGCUACACGACUUCUUGGAGAGGAUCGAAGAGCUAGCCGAAUGCUACCGCAUCCCGCUAGACAACCUCCUCCCAACCCUACCUGAAGUGUUACGCGGGAAGGCUCUCCAAUGGUUCCGCGUACGAAAACCACAGCUACAUUCGUGGGCAGCGUUUCGUGCAGAAAUAGAGCGGUUCUUCCACCGACGCCAACAAAGCCGAGAGAAGGCCAAGGAUUACAUCUUGGCAUUACAAACGCUUAUACGCCAACACCCGACCAUGUGCGGAGAGGAUCACUUGGAACGCAUCUACGAUGGUCUACGUGUGGAGUAUCGUCUCUUCGUCAAGCGAGGGGAGUUUAAAACGAUCGAGGAGCUGAUGGAUCUCACCGACGAAUUUGAGCUUCUGAAGGGUGAAGAGGCCAGAAACAGCCGACAAGCAGCACACAGCCUAGCUCCCCUAGAAGAAAGGUACAGCAGAGAGGAAUCCUGCUGGCGUUGCAAAGGACGCGGCCACCUCCGCUUCCGAUGCCGAAGGACAAAAAGGCUGUUCUGCUCUAGAUGCGGCCGAGAUAACGUCCUCUCCCGGGAUUGUCCGUGCAACACUGCCACCGCUAAGCCGCCCCGCAAAAUACGCAGCACCGGAACAGCUCCGAUCGCCGCCGUCCCUGUAGACACUAACACCCAACAAGUAGGAAAAGCAGAUGGUCGCUACUACAUCAAUGUGAGCGUAGAAGGUAUCAGCGUACGGGCACUAUUGGACACCGGCGCAACGCUCACCUACAUUGACGAGUCCAUACGUCAACACCUGGAAGAGAGGAAAAUCCAGCAUCGACCCAAUCACCGAAAUGUACAACUGGCCGAUCAAACAUGCGUCUCCAGCUUGUACACUUAUCCAGUAAGGAUAAUGUACAACAAGCGAGCCACAACCACCCUGGCUUCGGCACUCCCACAUCUUGCCGAACGCAUGAUCCUGGGGAUGGAUUUCCUUAGGGACAGAGAGGCCAUCCUUACCCUGGACGGACAACCACUGCCCGCACCCACCCCGCGAACAACGGAUGCACCCGCCCAGCUAUACACAUUAACCGAGAGAGAGCAUCUGAACGGAGAACAGAAUAAGCAGCUGGCCGAAUUCCUGGCACACCACCAACAGACCUUCAGUGGGAUUAACGGACCAAGCACCGCCGCUGAGCAUGUGAUCACCCUUAAGCAUAACCGGCCGCUGAAACAGCGUUAUUACCCCCGCAAUCCAGCCAUGCAACAGGUGAUCAAUGCUGAAGUCGAUGUAGGAUUAAUGGCCACCAUGCAGUGCUCGCAACCAUGGGAAAUCGUCACGGCCGACUUCGUAGGACCACUUCCACGCUCCAAACAAGGAAACACGUGCCUCCUCGUCCUGGUCGACAAAUUUUCUAAAUGGGUUGAGUUAGUUCCCGUUCGCCAAGCCACCACCGCCAACGUCAUCAAGGCACUCCGGGAGAGAAUCAUUUACCGGUUUGGCUGCCCAGCCAUCUUUCUCAGCGACAACGGAAAGCAGUUUGUGGGUAAAGCCCUAGCGGAAUUUCUCAGCGAGCACCGCAUAGAGCACAAAUUCACCGCAGCCUACGCUCCUCAUGAAAACCCGACCGAACGAACCAAUCGGGUAGUUAAAACCAUGAUAGCACAGCGUUCAAGGACAGAUCAUCGUACCUGGGAUCAGGAGCUCUCCCAGAUCGCCUUUGCCAUCAAUACGGCCCAGCACGAAUCAACGCGAGCAUCCGCCGCGGAGAUCAACUUCGGACGCAAUCCAGCGGCGCCACGGCAGAUGCGCACCGAAGGGGCAGUACCCGAGGAACAUCCCAUGGCAUCCCCAGCCAUCACCGAGCUAUGGGCAGAGAUAAAGGGGCACCUCGCCGCGGCGGCCAAACAGCAAAAACGGUACUACGACCUACGCAGACGGCCGUGGAAACCUAGAGUAGGAGAGAAGGUGAUGAAGCGAGAUCACCCCCUCUCCUCGGCUGCCGACAACUAUGCUCAGAAGCUCGCGCCGAAAUUCUCAGGCCCAUAUACGAUCACCAAAUACAUCUCCUCCAACACGGUGACACUCGUAAACCCCGAGCGGCCCGACAAACAACCAACGCACGCGCACCUGCAGGACCUGAAGCCGUUCAACGCAUAACAACAGAAACCCGUUCUCUAUCUUAUCAUUUCAGAUUACCCCGCCAGUCACGUCAGAUACACCGAAGUGAUGAGUCGCAGAAAUCGCCACCCAGCUCCGCCGGAUGA